Molecule: messenger RNA, 6341 nt
Organism: Mugil cephalus (flathead mullet)
Lineage: Eukaryota; Metazoa; Chordata; Actinopteri; Mugiliformes; Mugilidae
Gene: slc12a5b
Product: solute carrier family 12 member 5b
Exons: 25
Coding region: 342-3698 (1118 amino acids)
Biological process (GO): cell volume homeostasis; potassium ion import across plasma membrane; chloride transmembrane transport
Cellular component (GO): membrane
Molecular function (GO): potassium:chloride symporter activity
Source: RefSeq, a predicted model, not a curated record
GCGCGCAGAGACCGAGAGCGUGCAUGUGAGUGACACCAGGCUCCAUCACUGACUCUCCCCUGCAGCCACGCUCAGUCUCUCAAUCCUCCUUCCCGAAGAGAGACGGAGAGAGAGACGGAGGGAUUCACGCAACAGACAAGUGAAUUAAACAGUAUUGCUAUCUUUUUUUUUUUUUUUUUUAAGAAAAAACUGAGAAACUAAAGGAAAGAGGCAGUGAGAAAUAAAAGGGCAUCUUCUCUUUAUUUAUUUAUUUAUUUAUUUAUUUAUUUUUGUCAGCAUCAAGAUCAAGAGCCUCAGCGCUCAGUGCUCACUGCCGGAGGAGGAGAGAGGAGAGGAGAGGGAUGCUGAACAACAUGACGGACUGCGAGGAUGGAGAGGGGGGACCCAACAUCCAGGGUGAUGGGAACCCCAAAGAGAGCAGUCCUUUCAUCAACAGCAGUGCAGCCAGUGAUGCAGAAAAGAGCCAGCAGUAUGACGGCAAGAACAUGGCUCUAUUUGAGGAGGAGAUGGACACCAGUCCAAUGGUUUCCUCUCUGCUCAGCACUCUGGCCAACUACUCCAACCUGCCGACUGGCAGCAAAGAGCAUGAAGAGGCAGAGAAUAACGAGGAGGGGAGCGGGGCACGUCCGUCUAAAAAACCUGUCAAGGCUCCUCAACUGGGCACUCUGAUGGGAGUGUACUUGCCUUGUAUCCAGAACAUUUUUGGGGUUAUCCUCUUCCUGCGGAUGACGUGGAUGGUCGGGAUUGGGGGCGUCUUCGGCUCCUUCAUUAUCGUCUUCAUGUGUUGUUCUACAACCAUGCUCACAGCCAUCUCCAUGAGUGCCAUUGCGACGAACGGAGUCGUACCAGCCGGAGGUUCGUAUUACAUGAUCUCUCGCUCCCUGGGGCCUGAGUUCGGUGGAGCUGUGGGGAUCUGCUUCUACCUGGGCACCACGUUCGCAGGUGCCAUGUACAUUCUUGGCUGUAUUGAAAUUCUGCUGAUUUAUAUUGUUCCUCAGGCAGCCAUUUUUAAGAUCGAGGGCCUGGAGGGGCCGGAGGCAGAGGAGGCUCUUCUCAACAACAUGCGGGUGUACGGCACCAUUGUGCUGAGCUUCAUGGCGCUGGUGGUGUUUGUGGGAGUCAAAUAUGUCAACAAGCUGGCGCUGGUCUUCCUGGCCUGCGUCAUCCUAUCUAUUGUGGCUGUAUAUGGCGGUGUCAUCAAGUCCGCCGUCGAACCCCCUGUCUUUCCCGUGUGUCUCCUGGGAAAUCGAACUCUUAUGUCGAAAGUAUAUGACGUGUGCGCGAAGGUCAUCGAAAUAGACAACGAGACCAUCACCACCAAAUUGUGGAGGAGCUUCUGCGACUCCGAGUCGCUCAAUGCGACUUGUGACGAAUACUUUAAUAACAACAACGUCACAGAGAUACAGGGCAUCCCAGGAGUCACUAGUGGCAUCUUGGCCGAGAACCUGUUUGGUAACUAUCUGGAAAAAGGGAUGAUCCUGGAGAAGCGCGGAAUCGCAUCGGAUGUGGAUCCGGACAGUGUGUCCACCAGCUCCAACCGCUACGUCCAGGCUGACAUCACCAGCUUCUUCACCCUGCUGGUGGGGAUAUACUUCCCGUCUGUCACAGGUAUCAUGGCUGGCUCAAACCGGUCUGGAGACCUACGCGACGCUCAGAAGUCCAUCCCUAUCGGCACCAUUGCAGCUAUCACCACCACGUCCACUGUGUACAUGUCCUGUGUGGUGCUUUUUGGUGCUUGCAUAGAAGGAGUAGUCCUAAGAGACAAGUUCGGUGAAGGGGUCAAUGGUAACUUGGUGAUUGGUACGCUGGCAUGGCCGUCUCCGUGGGUCAUAGUGUUUGGCUCCUUCUUCUCCACCUGUGGAGCAGGACUUCAGAGUCUGACGGGAGCCCCACGUCUCCUACAGGCCAUAUCCAGGGACGGCAUCAUCCCUUUUCUUAGAGUGUUUGGCCAUGGCAAAGCCAACGGAGAGCCCACCUGGGCGCUUCUACUCACAGCUAGCAUCUGUGAGAUUGGCAUCAUCAUUGCCUCCUUGGAUGCAGUUGCACCCAUCCUCUCCAUGUUCUUCCUGAUGUGCUACAUGUUCGUCAACCUCGCCUGCGCCCUGCAGACUUUGCUCAGGACGCCAAACUGGAGGCCGCGCUUUAAAUUCUACCACUGGGCUCUGUCGUUCCUGGGUAUGAGCCUGUGCCUUGCGCUCAUGUUCAUCUGCUCUUGGUAUUACGCCAUAGUCGCCAUGGGCAUCGCCACCUGCAUCUACAAAUACAUUGAGUUCUGCGGAGCUGAGAAGGAGUGGGGUGACGGGAUACGUGGCAUCUCGCUCAGCGCCGCACGCUUUGCCCUAAUGAGGCUGGAGGAGGGCCCGCCGCACACCAAGAACUGGAGGCCUCAGGUCCUGGUUCUGGUGAGCGUGGACGAAGAGCAGAACGUGGAGCAGCCCCGUCUGCUCUCUCUGACCAAUCAGCUGAAAGCGGGGAAGGGUCUGACCAUCGUCGGCACCUCCGUUCAAGGAACCUUCCUGGACAACUACGCUGAGGCCCAGAGAGCAGAUCAGUCUUUGCGUAAGCUGAUGGAGACAGAGAAGGUGAAGGGUUUCUCCCAGGUCGUCAUCUCCUCCAACCUCAGAGACGGGACGUCCCACCUGAUCCAGGUCGGGGGCCUCGGAGGUCUGAAGCACAACACCGUGAUGGUCAGCUGGCCCCGUAACUGGAAACAUCCCGAGUACCAUCAGCAGUUUAGGAAUUUCAUCGAGGUGGUUAGAGAGACAACCAUAGCCAGUCUGGCCUUGUUGGUUCCCAAGAACAUCUCCAGCUAUCCAUCCAACGGAGAGCGCUUCACUGAAGGCCACAUAGACGUCUGGUGGAUUGUCCACGAUGGAGGCAUGCUGAUGCUUCUGCCCUUCCUGCUGCGCCAGCACAAGGUGUGGAGGAAGUGCAGGAUGCGCAUCUUCACUGUUGCUCAAAUGGAUGACAACAGCAUCCAGAUGAAGAAAGACCUCCUCACCUUCCUCUAUCACCUGCGUAUUGACGCUGAGGUGGAAGUGGUGGAGAUGCAUGACGGUGACAUAUCAGCAUACACCUAUGAGAAGACCCUGAUAAUGGAGCAGCGAUCACAGAUCCUCAAACAGAUGCAUCUGACCAAGAAUGAGAUGGAGAGAGAGAUCCAGAGCAUUACAGAUUCUUCCCGUGGGUCCAUCCGGCGUAAAAACCCGUCCACCCUGAGGCCCCAGCACAGCGGGGAGGAGGCGGCAGCCAGCGUGGCAGAAAGCCCAGAGGAAGAGUCUGUGGCUGUCUCCAACCCGAAACAGGUGCAGCUGAUCCACACUAAGAAUGCCUCCACGCCGACGAGCCCCAUAAGCCCCACGGCACCUGCAGGGGGCGCUGCCGCCUCCGCCGACAAGAAGGGGGCAGAUAAGGGGAAGACCUUUUUAGCGGCGACCCCAGAGGCGGGCAAAGAUCGCUUCAACAUGAAGCCGAACCAGACUGAUUUGAGGCGCAUGCACACGGCGAUGCGGCUCAAUGAGGUCAUCACAAAGAAGUCCAAGGAGGCAAAACUUGUCCUGCUCAACAUGCCGGGACCACCAAAGAACCGCGUGGGCGAGGAAAACUAUAUGGAGUUCCUCGAGGUGCUCACCGAAGGCCUCAAUCGGGUCCUCCUGGUCCGUGGAGGCGGACGGGAGGUCAUCACCAUCUACUCCUGAAGAGCCUUUAGGUUCCUUUAUCUGCCCCUGCACUGACUCUCCUCCCUGCCCUUAGUACUACACGUUGUACUCAAACGGCAGUGUUUUCAGGUGACCAGCUGUUACAUUUUAACCUCUAAACUACACACAACCUUACAGUCACCUCUUCGUUGUCGACCGAUAGCAGCAGUUGAAUUUAUGGGCGGCAAGUUUGACAGAAAACAAUGUAUUCAAGCUUUUCAGUCACUUCCUUUUUCUGAUUUGUUCAGUCUUUCUAACUUUUGUUCCCGGCUCCCCCCAGUGAAACAGAAAUGUUAUUUAUCACUUUUCUCAUUUUCUGUUAUUUAUUAUUGAUGUUAUUGAUGUAUUUAUUCAUCUACUCAUGUCUGUCUUUGUCUGUUUUUUUUUUUUGUUUUUCACUGUAUAAGUGAGUAUGUUUGGAAGUGCUCAAUUACUGAUACUAGAGGGCUGUUAAUGAUACAUCGUGAGAUGAAGUUGGUUAAGGACCAUUAAACUUCUUUUUGGCCGCAUCACAAAACUUUGAGCUCCGUGACGGCCACUUUAAAUGAUAACAGUUCACUAAUCAGUUGCCUGGAGAGCCCAGCCAUUGUCCUGUGGUAGAUACUGUUGCUCACUGAUGAAGGUGCUUUUCAUUUCAAAAUAUUUGGACUAAACUCAUAAAAAUGAACAUGCUGAAUUAGAAUUUUAUCUUUUAUUUGUAUCCAUUCUGAAAAUACUAGAGCUUACAAGCAAACCGUGCCAUUAUAUAAAUAUAAUGUAAGAUUUAAACAGAUUUUAGAUCAUUCUACUGUAUAAUAUUCAAGAGACAGUUAGCAGAUGCAAAGAUUUUAUUUAUUUCAUACAUUUGAUUUAAAAACACCAGAUAUAUUAUGAUAUAUUGUAUAUUUCUACUAUUUGAACCAACAUACAAAGUUUUAUUAUAUUUAACAAAUCAAAAGGGAAAUGAAACUAAGAUAUCUUACAUUUUUAAUGUUAUGUUCUGGGAAAUAAAAGAGAUUUAAAGGGUCAUUAUUUGAAUAAUUUGAAAUACAAAAAGUAAAGAAAUAGUUUGCAUGUUAGGAAAUACACUUGUUUGUUUUCUUGUCGUGGUUCAUGUGAAACAUUCAGUCCCACUAUUGAAGCCCGUAUGCUAUGUGUAGCCAUAGCUAAGAAAUGGCUAGAUUAGCUUAGCAUAGAGGAUAUAAAACAUGAGAAAUUGUUAGCCUAGUACUGUCUAAGUGUAAAUCAGUUCCUCUAUCAGUCUUGUGUGCCUAAUCCAAACAAAAAAAAAUACUUUUUUAAACCUGCAGCCAGUGUAUUUACAGAGGGGUUACGAGCUAAGUUGUUUAUUUGGAGCAGCAACUUUCAGGCAACUAUGACAAGGAACUUGACAAGGAAACAGUCUCGCAUAAAACUCUCUAAAAUGGUUAAAACAAACUAGUUUUAAUGUGCAAUUAUGUGAAUUUUACUAGCGGGUGUAUUUUGCCAAUAGCUGAGUGAUUCCCCAUGUUUAUCCUAAGCAAUGCUGUAUAUUAGCUUAGCUAUUAGCUUUAGCUACCAAGCUGUACAUAGUUACAACUCAAACACAAGAGUUGUAGUAAUCUUCUCACCUUUCUCUUGGCAAGAAAACAAAUAUGUUACUUUCUAAAACAUGUAAAACUAUGACUAUAAAAUGAUCUAUUUGAAUAUUUGCCGGCAGUGGCUAUAUAAUGUUGGUGUUGGUGAAAUAGUGCGCUUUAAAAUCGAAAUCAUCUAAGGGUUAAAUGAAAUGAUCCUGUCUCUCAGAUGUUUAGUUUGUGUGUGUGAGAGAGAAUGAGUGUAUGUACAAUUGAUUUUUAGCUUCUGUUUGUGUAUUGUAUUGUAAUAUUUGAGCAUAAAGUACAUGUCAUAGACUUAGACACGUCCUUGUCAUAAGGAUAAAAGUAGUUUCUUGCUCCAGAACAUGCAGAGUUUGUAAUAUCAGUAUUCAAAGCAUUUAAUAGGCUAGUAAUAGUUUUGUUGGUUCAAACAUGUAGUUGGAUUCGUUUUCUUUUUUUUUUUCUCUCCUUGGACUGUAUUUAAUUUAGACAUUUCUGCAGCAGGACAAUUCUUUGCUAUAUUGUAGUACUUUGAUUUCAUCCUGAUGUAUUGUACAUAUGAUGUUUCUGAUGCUGGAGCAUAUACAACUUACUUGCUCAAAGACGCAAAGAUUUUUUGUCCCUUAAUCUGAAAAGUGUGGGUGGGUAACAUCAAACAGCAACAACAAAAACUGAAUUUAAUUUUGAUCCAUAAGACAAUGGUGUCAGUUUGCAUAAAUUCAAAGAACGAAUAAAUUUAGAUUUGUAAUUCUCAACUCCAUCAGUGAGUGUGUGGAUGCCAUAUGUUUGUAUGUGACACUUGUUUGAGAGAGGACAGUGGAUACGGAAUAGUGAGAUGGGACACUUGUAAAUAGAUCUGUGAUUUAUAGAUCAUAAUAGAUAUAGUUCAUAUAGAGAUAUAGAUAAUAAUGUCACGUGUGUCAAUACAGAUUUUAUAAAUGCAAAAUAAUUAGAAUUCUCUUGUAAAAGCUAAACUUUGUCUUAUGUUCUAUCAUAUGCAAUUGUGUACAAGAAAUGGUUUAAAGAUUUAAACCAUUUUAUAUGUGUGGACAAAAUGCAAUAAAUAAUUUUAAUACAACAACUGAAA